AUGAGCAGCGCUUUUUCCAGAGCGGGCUUUAUCCGUGGCAUAUUCUCAAAAAGACUUCCAAGUAAAACUGUUUCCCAAGCUGGUUUUCCAAGAAGAUUCCUAUGCAACUCUACUUCACAAUCUUUGCCAUUAGAAAAUACUCAACAUCCAUCAUGCCGUAAAAACUCGCGAGGCUUUCAACUCUCACAAAAAUCAUACUAUUCCGUAACUACUGAUGGCAAAGAAUUUUCUCAGGAGAUUGACGAGAUUUCAAUUGGUGAAUAUCAUAAAAAGUCAGAUUUGUACCUUGAGAGUUUGGUUGAUCAACUUGAAAUCUUGGGAGAAACUUACCGUGAGAUUGAUGUUGACUAUUCUGAAGGCGUAUUGAACAUGGAAUUACCCCCAUUAGGUGACUAUUGUAUAAACAAACAACCACCAAACAAACAAAUCUGGAGUAGCAGUCCCGUGAGCGGUCCAAAUAGAUACGAUUUGAUUAAGGGGAAAUGGAUCAGUUUAAGAGAUGGUAGCUCUUUGACAAAGAUAUUGGAAGAUGAAAUCAAACAAGCAACUGGAUUAGAUGAGUUCACUCUUGAAUUGGAUUAA
Molecule: messenger RNA, 582 nt
Organism: Saccharomycopsis crataegensis
Lineage: Eukaryota; Fungi; Ascomycota; Saccharomycetes; Ascoideales; Saccharomycopsidaceae
Gene: YFH1
Product: ferroxidase
Exons: 1
Coding region: 1-582 (193 amino acids)
Biological process (GO): intracellular iron ion homeostasis; iron incorporation into metallo-sulfur cluster
Cellular component (GO): mitochondrion
Molecular function (GO): 2 iron, 2 sulfur cluster binding; ferric iron binding; iron chaperone activity
Source: RefSeq, a predicted model, not a curated record